AUGUGGCAGUCAGAUCCUUUCCAUAAUGAGUUGGUAUCUAUUAUGGAUGAAUUAAUGAUGUCGUUUGAGGAUGAAAUUGACAAAUGUAUGGCGGUCUCAAUCUUUUCCACACAACACAGCACAGACAUUGUCGAUGCAGGAAAGACAGGGGAGUCCAAGUUGGAGGUAAAAGUAAGUGGCUAACUUAACUUUUACAAAUAAAAACUGUUAAAGGAAUAAACCACCCAAAAUCAGUACUUUCUAUGAUUUGCAGUGUUAAAUGACACUAAUACAAUAUGUUUUGUUCACAAAUGUUUAAUUUUUUCGUUAUAACAAGGUUGGUAGCAACGUGAAAAUCUGUUACAGCUCAAGUCGACUACAAAACCCACAAUGCAAUGCUCUCUCUCUGGGCUUGCUAACUAGCAAACGUAGCUAAACACAAUUACCAGCAUGUGAAGUCAAUAUCAGCAUGUGAAGUAGCUAGCUAGCAGUAAAAUCGCAUAAACACACUGCACUAUCAAUUUAGGGGUCUACAAUCUCACCAUGUUCAGCUUGCAGUUCGUCUCUGAGGCAGACAAUGUAAAGUACAGACGUUGCUAUGGCAACAACGUCCGUUUCCCACAGACACAAAGGGCGCAUUGCAUGAUGGUAGCUACUAAUUUGGUACACUGUUUAGAUUGAGCACACCUAAGCUAAAUCAUGACGAUAUAAAUGGAUUGGUGUGUUCAAGACAAGUAUAUACCCUUACCAUCUAUUGGCUGGUUUGGCGAUCUGGAGUGCAGGUCAUUAUUUAAGAGUUAUAAAAUGUGAUAUUAUGUUAUCCUGUAUCUCCAGUGAUGAGAACAUACCACUUAGAAGUUAAAUCAUGGGGGAAAUAGUUAUUUAACCACUCAUAGAACAUAUACUACUAUACUCAAAUUGACAGGAGUUUCAUUUCUGGGGGUGGAUUAUCCCUUUAAUGUAUGAGCUAAUUUGUUUUCUAUCGAUAAUUUAACAGCUUGAAAACAGGUUGUUGUGGAAUGAAAAAUAUAUCUAUAUAUAUUCUCUUAUUCUAGGUCCAGUUGAAAUGUGUGAUGAAACAGUUCGUGACACAGACUAUUAUCAAAAUCAACCACUUGAUCUCCAAAGGUACUGCAGCUCUGCUUUCAAAGAUAUGCCAGAGUCAAAGUGAGGUUAAAUCUCUGAAAAUGAAGCUAUUGGAGAUUACUGACGGCAAGGAGAUACCUGAAAACACAGUGGAAGAGGAGGAAUGGACGGGAUUACUAUAUUCACCGGAGUUUGCAGAGGAUUUUGAGGUAUGUUAUAUUUGACAUGUUUGCAUGAAUUAUGCAGUCCAGGGGGCUGACGAGAUCAGUGGGCAUGAGCCCUUUACUAUUAUUAUCCUUGAAUCCCAGGACUGACACGUACUGCCGUUGUACCAUUGAGCAAGGCUUUUAACUCCAUAACCUGAACCAGGGGUGCUGCUCUGUGACAGUGUGUGUGUAUGUUGGAGAUCCAAUGAAAAAAUUUUUCUCUCCCAGGUUGACGUGCCAACUCCCAUUGGUGAGGCUGACAAGACUACAAAUUGCAAGGAGACCACAAUCAGUGUUAAAACUAUAGAGAUGAAACAAUGCUUUAUAUCUCUGGCAAAAUUACCUUCCUCACUCACUAAGUCUAACAAACAGGGGCCAAAUACAACCAAACAGGCAGCAAGUAGGCCUACAUACAGAGAGGCAGAAAGCAGGCCUACAGACAUUCAGGCCCUAAGUACAGAUGCCCAAAGUCUCAUUGGGGACUCUGUGCUAUCCACUAGACCCAGGAGGGAAAAGAAGAGAACAGAAGCACCCACGGUGGCAGAAUCAGACGGAAGUAAGGAGAACGCUGAUGAUGACCAAUGGGAGGAGGAGAAUGCUAAUGCCAGACAAACCUUGAGUGACGAAUCUCUUCACAACAGAAAGCAAAGGCCAAACAGGAAACAAAAUAAGACUACCAACACCAGGAAAGAGUACCUCUGUCCGGACUGCGGUAAGGUUUUUAAGAAAUUAUGUAAUUUUAAACAGCAUCAACAGACUCACACAGGACAGAGACCUUAUUGUUGUGAAUUAUGUGGGAAAUGUUUCCCGACUGCUUGGAAGCUCAGAAAUCACCAAUUAGUGGUCCACAGGGGAGAGAAGCCGCUAGAAUGCCCAAAAUGUGGGAAGUGCUUUGCAACAAAGAGUUAUUUGGACAAACAUGAAAGCGUUCAUUCAACAGAGAAACCGUUCCGAUGCCUCGUGUGUCAGAAGUGUUUUAAAAGUAAAAAUGGCCUCAAGGAACAUACAAUGUUGCACAAUUCUACUUCAAACUCAUAUGCUUGUGACAAAUGUCCAAAAACCUUUGUAAAGUUGAAAUACCUCAAGAAUCACCAGCUAACUCACAGUGGAGGAGGAGCUCACCGUUGUGAAUUGUGUGGAAAAGGUUUCAAGUCUCCUUCCGAACUCAAACAGCACCAAGCAUCAGUCCAUAGGGGAGAGAAGCCGUUCCAAUGUCCGACAUGUGGGAAGUGCUUCGCAAAAAAAGAAAAUUUGAAAAUUCACGCAAGUGUUCAUUCAGAAGAGAGAGCAUUCCAGUGCUCUCAGUGUCAGAUGUGUUUCAAAACCAAGUAUACGCUUAGCGACCAUAAGAAGACCCACACGGACUCCAAGCCAUAUGCUUGCGACAAAUGCCCAAUGACCUUCAUUCGGUCGAGGUACCUCAAGAUGCAUCAAGCCUCGCACCUGACCAGCAAGCCGUUA
This is a messenger RNA of Coregonus sp. 'balchen', 2732 nucleotides long. The record is from the annotation of a GenBank genome assembly. Lineage: Eukaryota; Metazoa; Chordata; Actinopteri; Salmoniformes; Salmonidae.